AUGUCGCAACACGAGGCCAACUGGGAUCUCGACAGCGUCGAGAUCGCCUCUAUCGCAUCGGAAGAGCUCCACGAAAACAGACCAAACCGCUGGAGAGGAUCGAAAGCGACUUGGCGUUACGUGACUGAGGAAGAGCGCAUGCUUUGGCGCUCAAUGAAGCAAUUGCAGGAUGAAGAUUUGGGCGUGCACCUUUACAAUGCCUUUGCGCUGAAGAAACGCGCGACGAAUCCAGAGUCUGCCGAAGACUUGGCCAUUAAAAAGGAGGAUGGACAGGAGGAUGGACGGGAGGAUGGACAGGAGGGUGUCUGGGUGCCGCCAAAGACGUGGACGGCUUGGCCCAUGCGGCAGAAGCAUAUACCGCCCGCUGGCCUAUUCAAGGACGAAGGUGAUGGGGAUGAUGAGUUUACUCUUCGGCGCCAGGAAAAGGUUACGCCAAGCUCUGAACUGAGAGCAGAACUGACAGCCACGAUUCUACGGCUCGCGAAGGAGCGCUUUUCCCGUCGUAAGCCGCCUCAGCCAGUAGAGCCGUCCAUCGAAACUCCGGCUUCGCCUCGUCUAGGCGACAAAGGCAGCGAGCCCUCUGACGAAUCAGAGACUGAACCUUUGUCUCAUCCCACCGUGAGGCAGGCCACUGAUGUAUCUGUUAUUGACGAUGAGCAGUCCACUUCACGGAGCGGCAAGAAAAGUGCCGGCAGAACGUUAGACCCCGUCGUCUCAACGGAUGAUGAUUUGUCGACGUCACUGCUCAAGCCAUCCGUGCAGCACAUCCUAACACAAAUGGACAAAACCCUCACCAUUUUACACAAUGCACGCGUGGCUGGUCUCAGCUACCUGUCCGACUCUUCGGAGACGGAGACGGAAGAUGGAUCAGACGCAGCCCAAACGCCGACUGGAAAGCGCGGUCGCGGCCGUCCGCGACUCCCACCGCAACCUUCGUCUGAAGCCUCUCCAGGCGGUUCGAGAUCACGCCGCGGGCGACCUAGGAUAGUUCACAUACCCGAGCAAGGCGAAACACAGGAGCAAAUGGAGCAACGCCUUGCAAAACGCGGCCACAGACGCCUGCCCGCCACCGCAGAGGAUCGUGAGGCGGCGUUUGACAAAUGGCUACGGCAGGGCGACGAGCGCGUCGCGCGCGAGCAGCGCAGGCUCCAAAGCCAGCCCGUAUCCGAAGAGCCGGAAUCGCACGACGGCGACGAUAGAGACCGCAUGAGCAACGAGGACAAUGAUGAAGAGGAGGAGGAGGCCAGGACUAGUGCAGAGCGCAAGAUUCGGCGAUGGGGGCUCCGCGACUGGAGCGACGUGGUGGGUGCCGCCGCGCUCGCCGGAUUCCCACCGCAAGUCAUCGCACGCACCACGCAGCGCUGCGCGAACCUGUUCGGGCAGGGCAUGGUCCUCACGCAAAUCGACGAGGCGCCCGCAGCGCGGGCCAGCGCCAGCGUCCGCACCACCACCUACCGGCCGGAACGCAUUCGUCUGUCCUCAUCCCCCAGCGACAGCGACGACGGCAAUAGCGAUGCGAACAGCGAACCCAGAGCCAGCCUGCGGCAGCGCCGCAUCGCGUCCCGCCAAGCAUCUCUGGCGCGCUCCAGCCGCGAAGCAAGCACGAGUGCCUCGCGCCGAGGCCGGCGAGUCGCUGCCGCCACCUCACCGCACAGCCCCCAGCCUGGCGGCUCCUCGCGGUCCUGCUCGCGCUCGCGGUCGCGCUCGGCGGCGGGAAUCCUCUUUUGCCCGGUGGCGUCGUGCGACCGCGCCGCAGUGGGCUUCACGCGGGGGAGUAACCUGCGGCGGCACAUGCGGCUGAUGCACCUCGAGCGCGACCAGGAUGCCGUCGGCGGCGGUGGCGGCGGCGGCGCGGCCGAGGACGAGGACAGCGACGACGAGACAAUGGGUGCGGUGCACGUCGACAGGUUCCUGCGGACCAUUAACCCGGGCAGAGGCUGGCGCGGCGAAGACGUGCUGAGCAGGAAGAGGAGGGGGACUGCGCGGUCGCCGACACCGCCGGGGAAUCGUCCGGCCAAGAAGGCGGACAUUGGAUCCUCUGGGGACUCUGAGUAG
Beauveria bassiana ARSEF 2860 is the source of this 2055-nucleotide messenger RNA. RefSeq names its product RNA polymerase I specific transcription initiation factor. Bases 1 to 2055 code for a protein of 684 amino acids. Gene Ontology annotation, biological process: regulation of DNA-templated transcription. The record is from RefSeq and is a predicted model, not a curated record. The transcript has 2 exons. NCBI's taxonomy places the organism in Eukaryota, Fungi, Ascomycota, Sordariomycetes, Hypocreales, Cordycipitaceae.